Molecule: messenger RNA, 483 nt
Organism: Closterium sp. Yama58-4
Lineage: Eukaryota; Viridiplantae; Streptophyta; Zygnematophyceae; Desmidiales; Closteriaceae
Source: the annotation of a GenBank genome assembly
AUGUACUUCACCCUUUACUUCCUCGUCACCCGCCUCCCUGACUCCCUUCGCUCGGUCAGGGACCACUUCCUUGCCCUCGACCCCUCUACCCUCACCAUAGACGACUUCGAGAAGCAACUUCAGGCAGCGGAGAAGAGCAUUGUCGCUGUCAGUGCUGCUCGAAGCACUCCUCGCACCCCCAUCUUUGAGGGGUGCUCCCCCUCCCCCCUCGCCUCCUCUCAUGCCUCUGUUGCUGCUGCAGUCGACUUCCUGCGUGCAGAGGAGGUCGGGGCGGCUUCCGCUCCUAGUGGGAAGCGCCGCAGCACCAAGGGCAAGGGUGGUCGAGGUGGUGGAGGAGGAGGAGGUGGGAGCGGAGGAGGAGGUGGGGGCGGUGGUGGGGGUGGAUGCGGUGGGGGGAGUGGAGGCGGUGAAGGUAGAAGUGGAGGUGGCAGCGGCGGCAGUGGGGGAGGAGGGAGCAGUGGUGGCGGCGGUGGUGGGGGCUAA